Molecule: messenger RNA, 1753 nt
Organism: Polyodon spathula (Mississippi paddlefish)
Lineage: Eukaryota; Metazoa; Chordata; Actinopteri; Acipenseriformes; Polyodontidae
Product: coiled-coil domain-containing protein 60-like
Exons: 3
Coding region: 12-386 (124 amino acids)
Source: RefSeq, a predicted model, not a curated record
CUCUGGAAAACAUGACAGACUUCCACCGAGACAUCAGUCUAGUAAGAGCUGCAGCAAAUAAAUCUGACAGCAGGGAUGAGAACAGUCAGCAGAGCAUAACAUGGUUUUCAGAGCUCCUGUCACAUAUUCCUAAAGCCAUGCUGGAAAGCCACAAUGUCAGGAGCAUCCUGGAAAAGCUGUCCAGGCUUUGCGACAAGCAGGGCCUGAGGGUUCGGCCCAGUCACUUCCUGAAGGUUCUGAGCGGGAUCCGGAUGUGGGAGCUGGAGCAUACUAUUGAGAUUGUCCGGGAGCACAUUGUGCAGAUGUCGAAAGAAGACUAUGAAGCCUGGCUCCUGCCUAGAGUAGGACUUCCCCAGAGAGUGAGGAGCGCCCCGGCAGUGAGAUGAAGCCUGCCAGAGAGGAAGAGAUCCUGCAGCCUCUACUCAGCAAGAGUUCCUAUAGGUCUGUAACAGAAGAUGUUGCACAAUAUUUCUGCACAGGCUGAAAUCUAAUUCACAAUUCGUGUGCCAUGAGAAAGCUACUAGUCUUCAAACAGAUCAUACAAUUUAGUAUUUAUUUUUCAAGAAUAUUUUAGAAAUGGCAAUUUCCUCAGUGACAUGUUAAAGGUAAAGUUUAUAUUUCAUGUAUUUUUAUACCUUUGUAAAGAACAGGCACAGACUAAAAUAGAUAUCCUCCGCCUGCUGGAAGCACAAAAAAAAAAAUCUCUUUUUUAUUUUGCUUUCUGACUUAUACAUCAUAAAAAAAUGAAAUGCUGAAAACAGGGAAUUCCUGUAAUAUAGGACUUACACAGGCAUGUAAACAUGGCCUGACGGUGAAUUAACCAAUGCUGAAGUUUCAGGGAGCACUACAUUGUAUUUUGUAAAUAUUCCCAUCCUGGUCAAGGCUAUUUGGGGUUAUCUGUGUAGAACUUUUCAGGCUGCAGACCUCGUGCUGUGCGUUGAACCCCGAGGCGUCGGUGACAGGUGCGCUGAACCCCGAGGUGUCUGAGACAGGUGCGCUGAACCCAGAGGUGUCUGACAGGUGCGCUGAACCCCGAGGUGUCUGACAGGUGCGCUGAACCCCGAGGUGUCUGACAGGUGCGCUGAACCCCGAGGUGUCGGUGACAGCCUCUGAUGCUGACCGUUUGCAUAAGAGAUAAAAACUAUGACAUUAUCUAAGCAAAUGUAUUCCGAGACCAUUCCUUUAUGCUAUUUGGCAUUACUUACAAGUAAUUGCCACUUUUCUUGCGAAAUUGCCUGUCCUUUACAGUGAUAUAAUCAUUUUAAAAAAGCAAUUUUCAUGUGAUAAUGACAUGCACGACAGGAACACUUCCAGUGUUGGAAUGAUGAAGUAUUUUGUUUUAAAAUAAUCCCUUCAACAUUAAAAUAAAUAUUGAUAGUGGAACUUGUCGGGUCUAUUUAAUUUCACAGCUAUGCACUGUAGUGUAAUUCAGUUUAAAAUGGUCCUAUACUGUAAGAAAUCAUUGAAUUGCUUUACUCCAACAAAUGAAACUGCUUCCGCUUUCCUUGCUGUAACUGUUUAAAUGUUUUACUGCUUCAGCUUUACUUGCUAUAACAGUUUUGUUUCACUAGGGGGUGUGAUUGCAUUUAUGAUACUUUUAAUGUUUAUUGGAUGUACUUGUUUAUUGGUUAUGUAUUUGAAUUAUUAUGCAUUUUAAGAAUAUAUAAUUAAAAACAAUGUAAAUGGUGUGCUGUUAUGUGUCUUUUAAAAGCUAAAUGUGUUUUUCUCCUGCCCAUUCAAUGUACAAGAUUGA